GUCAGAGAACGUGAUGAAGUUUGUCUCUUUGAUGGUUGUUGCUAAAGACUUGUAGCCGACAAGCGAGUUUUCUUUUAGUUUGGUCACUCAGUCCAGGAACAAUCGACCGAAGAAGAGGUGAGAAUUAAGAUGGGCACGUUUGCGAAGCUUGCGACGAGGUCUCUGGAGACGGAUGAGCCGGUCAUGGUUCAGAUACAAAAAUUACUUCGGGGUGUCAAAGAUGCAAUUUCCUUGGCUCAGGGGGUAGUUUAUUGGAAACCGCCAAAACAGGCUCUGGAAAAGGUCGAAAAAAUUGUUUUGGAGCAUUCAACCAGUCGUUAUGGUGCUGAUGAGGGUCUUCCAGAGCUCAGGGAGGCAUUGGUUAAAAAGAUACGUCAAGAGAAUCAAUUGAACAAAUCCUCAGUCAUGGUUACUGCUGGUGCAAACCAGGCAUUUGUCAAUCUUGUUCUUACACUCUGUGAUGCUGGGGAUUCAGUUGUAAUGUUUGCACCAUACUACUUCAAUGCCUAUAUGGCUUUCCAGAUGACUGGCGUCACCAACAUUCUGGUGGGCCCUGGUAAUCCGAAGACACUUUAUCCAGAUGCAGACUGGUUAGAGAAGAUUCUGUCAGAAACCAAACCAGUGCCAAAGGUCGUCACAGUUGUAAAUCCAGGCAAUCCAUCUGGGACCUACAUUCCUGAGCCUCUUCUCAAGAGAAUUUCAGAUCUUUGCGAAAGUGCUGGCUCUUGGCUCAUUGUAGAUAAUACAUAUGAGUAUUUUAUGUAUGAUGGGUUGAAGCAUUCGUGUGUGGAGGAUAAUCACAUAGUCAAUGUCUUUUCCUUUUCAAAAGCUUAUGGUAUGAUGGGAUGGCGAGUUGGAUAUAUAGCGUAUCCAUCGGAAGUGAAGGGUCUUGAAUCUCAGCUCCUCAAGGUUCAAGACACCAUACCCAUUUGUGCAUCUAUAAUCUCACAGCGGCUUGCUCUGUAUUCACUAGAAGUUGGACCUGAGUGGGUCAGAGAUCAAGUGAAGGACCUCAUUAAGAACAGAGAACUCAUCUUGGAGGCACUCACACCCCUUGGAGAGGAUGCAGUAAAAGGUGGGCAAGGUGCAAUCUACCUUUGGGCUAGACUUCCAGAUAAGUGUUCUGAUGACUUUGAGGUUGUACGGUGGCUUGCACGGAAGCAUGGGGUGGUUGUAAUCCCUGGAAGUGCAAGCGGGGGGCCAGGAUAUAUCCGGAUCUCCUUCGGAGGCGUUAUUGAGGCUGACUGUAAAGCUGCUGCGGGGAGACUACGAAAGGGGUUAGAAGAGCUGGUGAGAGAGGGGAUGGUGGAGUAGCCACCCUGAACAAUUAUGCAACAUUGAUUCUCUUGGCCAAUUGUAACUGUUCAUGUUUGGUGUAUUCUUAACCUGAAUAAUGCCCUCUUGCUCUUAUAGAAAGGAUUGGUUGAUUCAUGGAGAAAUCCUAAGCCCUAAUAGUGUUUCAUAAUGUAUAGUCUCCUACUAGCAUUUGAAGUUUUGCA
Molecule: messenger RNA, 1499 nt
Organism: Telopea speciosissima
Lineage: Eukaryota; Viridiplantae; Streptophyta; Magnoliopsida; Proteales; Proteaceae
Product: aromatic aminotransferase ISS1-like
Exons: 10
Coding region: 130-1314 (394 amino acids)
Biological process (GO): biosynthetic process
Molecular function (GO): pyridoxal phosphate binding; catalytic activity
Source: RefSeq, a predicted model, not a curated record